AACAAUAUGGCGCCGGGAGUAACUCUAGCUUUUGAUGGAGUCGUUGUCUAAAGACCGGCGAUCGGGCAGGAUGAACCUCUGCGCCCAAUAUUUGCGACAGGCAGAAGCCCUGAAGGCUGACAUGACGGAUUCAAAGCUUGGUGCCGCAGAGGUCUGGACAUCACGACAGGCACUUCAGGAUUUGUACCAGAAAAUGCUGGUGACAGACCUGGAGUAUGCACUGGAUAAGAAAGUGGAACAAGACCUCUGGAACCAUGCUUUUAAGAAUCAAAUAACAACACUUCAGAGUCAAGCCAAGAACAGAGCCAACCCAAACCGAAGUGAAGUGCAGGCAAACCUGUCGCUGUUUCUGGAGGCAGCUAGCGGAUUCUACACACAGCUUUUGCAAGAGCUCUGCACAGUUUUCAAUGUGGACUUGCCUUGUCGUGUGAAGUCGUCUCAGCUGGGUAUCAUCAGCAAUAAACAGAGUAGUACCAGCAGCAUAGUGAAGCCCCAACCGAGUUCCUGCUCCUACAUCUGCCAGCAUUGUCUUGUCCAUCUCGGAGAUAUUGCGCGCUACCGCAAUCAAACCAGCCAGGCCGAGUCCUAUUACAGGCAUGCAGCCCAGCUUGUCCCAUCAAAUGGUCAGCCCUACAAUCAGCUUGCCAUCCUGGCUUCUUCCAAGGGAGAUCACCUCACAACCAUAUUCUACUACUGCAGGAGCAUUGCGGUGAAGUUCCCCUUUCCUGCAGCCUCCACUAACCUGCAGAAAGCGCUCUCUAAAGCUCUCGAGAGUCGUGAUGAAGUGAAGACCAAGUGGAGCGUGUCCGAUUUCAUCAAGGCCUUCAUCAAAUUCCAUGGACAUGUGUACCUCAGCAAGAGUCUGGACAAGCUCAACACCCUCCGAGAGAAGCUGGAGGAGCAGUUUCAGCGGUUGAUUCUUCAGAAGGCGUUCAGCUCUCAGCAGCUGGUCCACAUCACGGUCAUCAACUUGUUUGAACUGCACCACCUGCGGGACUUCAGCAACGAGGCGGACGACCAGAGCUUCAGCUCCGACGAGCAGAUCAGCUGGUUCCAGCUCCUUGGUCUCUUCAUGUCUUUCCUGGGGGUGAUGUGCAGCCGCGUGUUGCUGAACAGGACCAGGGAGGAGAUCAUGGGGGAGUGUCCUCUCCCCGCCAUCAAAGUCUCCCUGGACUGGCUGAAGUUGCGACCCACUGUCUUCACAGAAAGUGUGGUUGACAAGAGACAAUAUAUUUGGCCUUGGUUUGUGUCUAUUCUGAACGGUUUCCAGUCCAAGGAAGAUGAUAAUUCAUGUUCAUCAGCUACCCCACUCCCUGAAGAGUUUGAGCUGCAAGGCUUCUUGGCCCUCCGUCCUGCCUUACGGACUCUGGACUUCUCCAAAGGGCACCAGGGUAUUGCUGUUGGUAAGGAUGGGCUUCUGGUACACUCUCGCCAUCAGAGACUCGUCAACCUGGGCAAGUGGGUGGCCGACAACCAGCCUGGGCUCAUCCAGUACAGGGUGAGCGACGGCGUGCUGCUGUUCGUCACGGACAUCCCCGAGAAGGUCAUCGAGGAGCCCCAGGAGAAGGACACGCCCGUCCUCCAGGAGUCCUCCAACGGGGAGCAGAUGUCCCACGAGGGCUCGCUGGGCCUCAAGUCGGUCCUGUCCGCGGGGAAGACCCAGAACAGCAGCGCGCUGGACGGCACCGAGAGGCCCGUGGUGACCUUCAAGGAGAACAUCAAGCCCCGCGAGCAGAGCCGGGAGCAGGGUCAGGGUCAGGGCCAAGGUCAAGGUCAGGGCCAGGGGCGCAACCAGCACCAGAGGGACGGCGCCAAGGAGCGCGCCGGCUACGGCAAGGGGAACGGGGCGGCGGGCAAGAACGAGCAGAAGAAGGAGGGCAAGAGGAAGAGCGAGGCCAAGAAGAACAGCCACGACAAGAUGGCAGACGCUGGGAAACAGGUGAAGACGCAGCAGACUGAGGUGCGGAAGACUCCCGUGUCAGAAGCGAGGAAGACCCCCGUCACCCAGACUCAGACCACUGGCACCUCCCAGUUCAUCCCGAUCCAUCACCCUGGGGCAUUCCCACCACUUCCCAGCCGAGCAGGUUUCCCUCCCCCGCCCUACGUCAUCCCUCCGCCCGUGGCCUUCUCCAUGAGCCCCGGGUUCACCUUCCCCGCCAGCGUGUCUGUCCCGGCUCCCUUCCUCCAGGCCACCUCCCACGGCGCCCAGCCAGCCAGCCAGGUGCAGCCUGGGAAACCCUCGCACAUUCCCUACAGCCAGCAGAGGCCCUCCGGCCCCGGUGCCAUGUCCCAGGGUCCCCCUCAGGGCCUCCAGAGCCAGCAGCCCCCUCCACAGCAGCAGGGGCAGCAGGCCCUGCCCCAGUCCAUUCAGCUCCAGGUGCAACAGCAGCAGCAGCAGCAGCAGCAGCAGCAGUCGCCCACCAAGCAGGCUGCCCAGCUGGGCAAGAGCCCACCCCACCACCCUGGCAUGCAGCAGUACAUGUCUGUGGCUGAUCAGACUGGGCAGAUGUGGAGCCAGCCCCAGGCCCAGGCCUCCAUGCAGAAGAUGGCCAUGCAGAUGGCCAUGAAGCAGCAGCAGCAGCAGCAGCAGCAGCCCCAGCAGCAGCAGCAGCCGUCACCUUUCUUCAUGCCCCCACAGGACCCGCUGAAGCUCUUCGAGCACUCCAUGUCCUCCAGCGGCCCCAUGCAGCCCCCAUCCAACAACGCCAGCAUGGUGGACAAGAAGCUGAAGUUCCCAGAGGUCAAGGUUCAGCAGGACUUCUACUGGGAGCCCCUGUACCGCGCCGCCAUGGCCGACGGCCGGGCUAGCAUGGGGGAGCGCAUGAACAAGCGGCAGCCAGGGGUGUUCUGCCCUGACCAGGAGAGCGGCCCCAGAGGCCCACCGUUUGAGGACACCAAGAGCUCUCCUCUUCUUCCUCCCGACCUGCUAAAAACUCUUGCGGACUUUGAGGAGGAGGAGGAACUGGUUUUUGCUAAGCCUCCUGGCUUCUACCAGGCUAUGUCUGCUCCUCUAAGCUCAGCUCCUAGAAGAAACAUGUUUAUGCCAAAUCCGUCUAGGAUGGAUAGUGCGGAGGUGAUGAGCCAGUCCUCUUCCCUGCUGCCCCGCUCUGGAUUCCCUAUCCAGGAGAACUCUUAUCAGAACAACAGUAUCUUCAGCGAGGCCUAUGGGAAGAACAUGGCCCCCACCCCGAAACCUGAUGUCCCCAUGAUGUACCAGGAGCACUCGCUCUACUCUCUGUUUGAAGGAAACCCCUGGUCCCCCUCCCUGCCUGCCAGUUCUGACCACUCAACGCCUGCCAGCCAGUCCCCCCACUCAUCCAACCCCAGCAGCCUGCCUUCCUCCCCACCUACCCACAGCCACCCCGGCUCACUGCCUUUCUCCAACUUCGGGCCGAUUGGCACACCCGACAGCCGGGACCGAAGAGUUACUGACCGCUGGAAGGCAGAGAAGACGGGCCCUGCAGGCUUUGGGCUUGACUACCUGCCCGCUGCCUCGUCCUCCACAGCCCCAGAGACCAGCUGGCACCAAGGGGGGCCCACCAGCAGCUGGGCCACCCAGGACAUACCCAUGGAGGACUCCUCCAACAACCUGCUGGACAGCCUCAAGUCCAUCUGGUCCAGUUCCAUGAUGCAGCCCGGCCCGUCUGCUCUGGAGCAGCUGUUGAUGCAGCAGAAGCAGAAGCAGCAGCGCGGCCACGGCCCCAUGAACCCGCCACACUGAGGAGGGAGGGGCGACAGGCCAGCGCCCGAGUUAUACACCUUCUACUGAAAAGUGAAGAGGAAGAAGAGGAUAAGUACGACGACGAUGAAGAAGAAGAAGAAGAAGAAGAAGAAGAGAUGGGGGAAAAAAAUAAAACGAGCUCCAAUCGGAAUUUACCGGCGCUAACUAGUGGCGUUAUGGAGGCUGGAGACGGCGACUGAUGCGUAGCAACAGGUUCCCACCACCAAACUCGGCUCGCCUGACCGAAAUGAGGGAGGUGCAGAACUCUCUUCUGCUCUGUCUUUCUCUCUCUCUUAUCUCUCUCUCUCUCCCUCUCUCUCUCUGUCUCUGUUUCUGUCCCUCACCCUGUGCCCAUUGAGAGGGGCAGUGAGGGCAUGCAAGCACCUGACCCAUCGCGCUGCUCAGCACGUAGCCGCAGCACGUAACUCUUGACACUGAGGAAGAGAAACACAUCUUCCUCUUUGACUGACUGGGCACCCUCCCACCCCCCAUUCCCCAGCCCCCAUGCUUCCGUGGUGGAGGGGAGUUGGGCUCAAGGCUACCUUCCUUGCUCCUUUGGGCGUCUUGACUCCCAAAGACACUACCCCCACCCCCCAAAACCACCCACUGCCUCCCAGUCCCAACUUCAUACCCAGACUCCUCUCUGACUCAUGCUCUGCUAACGGCGUCCCCUUAUGAUGUGCACGAUUCACUCGGGAGUGUGUGUUGCUGGCACACUGCACAUACCAAGAGGAGAUGUGUGUAUGUGAGUGUGUUGUGUAAGGGAGGGGGAGGUUGCUGGAAGUGAUGCUUUUAAGGGAAAAGGAAGACAAUAAUGUCAUACGGUAAAGGAGAAAAAAUGAGAAGGACUUUUUGAAUUUCCGAAGUCUGAAUUUGUUUGUUUUUCUAAAUGGAAUAGGAGGGCAGUCAGUUGUGUGCCUGGCGAUGGAAAACCGUAAGAGAAGAGACUGAACGAAGGAAUGAAUGAAUGUCGAGGAAGAAUUGUUGGUCAACGGACGAGUUGGAGAUUUGAACGUUUUGUGUGGGAAGAACGGCACCAAACACAGACACCAGAUGGCAGGAGUGGACUGGGAAAGGUCUUUUUUUUAGACAGCCACUCUGCUCACAUGAGUGGAAACGUGUUUGCGAGGGGUGCACCCACACUGCACUGUAGCCUGGGGAUGCUCUUAUAAGCUUAUGAGAUAUUACUAUAGCUCAUCAAAGAGAUAAUGACUUCAAUCGAUUCAAAAGGAAAAUAGGGGUUUAGAUCAUAGCUUAGGGUGUAGUAUUAUUAGCUACAUACAUUUGAGAUUGCAAUUAUUAACUAUACUGUAUUUUGUGACUUGUUCUGUAGAGUUUCAGCUUUCUGAAAUAUAAUUGCGUACAUAUGUUCAAUAGUUUACUGCAAAACUGGCGGAGGUCUUAAUAUAUUUGACUCUCCUCCCCUGCUUUCUCUUCUGCCUCCCCCCUUGUUUCUUUCAGUAUGUCUUUUGCUCUAGUUACCUACAUAACUGACAAACUCUCUUUUGUUUCUUGUUCUUUUUGCCUUUUACUAGUUUAAGCAGCUUUAUGAACGCUUGUGCCUGUUCAGUGUUUUUACAUUUUCUUUUCCCUUUCUUUAAAAAAGAAGAAAAAAAAGGAAGAAAAAAAUUACACAUUCUAUCUCGCGCGUGCACAUACACACACACACAGUGAUUUUUAUCCAUCAUGGCUGGCACUGCUGUAGAGUUAAGACGAGCAAACGGGUCCAGCAUCAGCGCUGCUGGUUCAGCAAUACGGGGCACACAAGCCAUCGGUGACAGUAAUCUGGGACAAGGGAGCACUUCACACAACCACUAGGUGUACUAGGAUCAGUGGACGAGCGUCUCGCCACCCUGCCUCACAGGCUGUUUCACUAACAGAAAGCCCAAGGAGUCCAAGAAAGAGGUGUGGCGCCAACCUGCAAAGUAGCUGUGUCUCUUUAGCUUCUUCAGCAGGACAGAUGGGCAUGUGGUACUAAGAAGCUGGUUCAAGAGUAAACCAGGUUAAGUUAGGAGGUAAAUCAUGUAAUAGAAGAGCCUGGAGUUUUCAUGUUCUUAAGAAAGGAAUAGAAGAAGGCUAUUCUAUUAGAUGGUUUACCUUUUAACUUAACCUGGUUUUCUCCUGAACCAGCGUCUCAGUAAUAGGCCCUAGGUCAGCAGGGAGGGGAUACAGGGUGAUAACAGCCAGCAUUGCGCUACACAGAUCAGCACAACACAUGGAACUAGUCACACUACUACUACUGACCAUGGCAUCCCCCUGUACUGUCUCUAUUCUGAGAUCCCAAGAUGGUCCGUUUUGUAGGUCAGGCGUCAGGCAUCAGAAUAGGUGCAGCAGGUGCACAUUUGUGUUGACUGUAUUGGCUGGUUUAUCUUAAGCGAUAGAUCAAGUGUUAGGAUUGAGCUGUUAUAGACCAGACAGGAUUUAUCUCCCAUUAGGACCAUUAGGUUGGCCUCUCUCUCGCUGUUAUGUGAAAGGACAGCAGCAGUCUGAAAAAAUGAGGUCGCUGUAUAUGGGGUAGAAUUCUAGGAAAUGUAUCCACAGUGGUAAUUUCUUUAUGGUUCAGACAGACAGUAAACACAUUUUUGAGGAAAAGCGUUUAAAGAAAGACUGAUUAUCUUGUAUGAGGGAAAAGUGUGUGUUUAUUUUCGCGUAGAGAACAUUUAUUAAAGACAACUUAAUGAUGUGUCUAUUUGCCGUGUGAUUGUGCUACUCUUGUUGCAUUUAAAAAGAAAUUGUACUUAAAAAUGAAACAAAUUUCAAAUCAUAUUGAUCUUAUGGGGACAAUGUAGGCCAGGUUUGACAAGCUGAUGAAGUUGAUCUGUGUUUGACAAUUUGCCUUUUUAUUUUAUUUUAACUAAUUUUAUUUUUUAUUUGUUUGUUUUUUUAUUUUACACGUUCAUGUCAUCACUGAGGGGUUUUCUUGUCCUGAUCCACUGCUCUUUAGCUGAUUUCAGAGGUGAAGUAAAAGUAUUGGUCUUGACCAGACGCCAGCAGUUUGUGCUGUACCUGUAGGUGUGGGUGUUAAGUUGGUAUUCUAAAAGCAGACCCUGGCAACCCAUUUGAAAAUGUUCUUGUUGCUGAACUGCCAUUGUUUCUGUGUACUGACUGCGCUGCAAGUGCAGCAAACUGUUUCCCCAACCUAAAUAUGGCUAUAUUUACUGUGAUGUACACCUGCGUAUUCAGAAUACAGGACUAACCCAGCACCUUGAGGCAGUUCAAACAUUCCAUUCUGAAAUCCCAACAGGGUGUUUCCACUGAGAAAACCGCCAAUUUUCUUUUUGUUUUCUUUUUUUAAGUGGUAGUAGCAUAUAGCACACAUCUAAAAAAAAUAAAUAAAUGUGGAACUUGUACCCCUGUUUAAUUUUGGCUUGCCAGAAGAGAAUGACUUUAACUUCUGCAUGACAAUAUGGCCUUCAGAAUACUUUGUGUUUUGGGUGAAGGGAGACGUUCACAUUUUUAUGAGCUAUGGGCUAUUGUGUCCCUGUGGAUGGAGGGUUCAGUUAGCAGGGUAGAGAUGUCUCCUGUUAUGGGCUUGUGUUCUAAGUUUUUGUUUUUGUCUUUCUGUAGACAUUUGGAAAUGCUGAGAUCAGCUAUGCCUUUAAUAAAGUAAACCAUGUCCUCA
This is a messenger RNA of Engraulis encrasicolus (European anchovy), 7343 nucleotides long. RefSeq names its product SMG7 nonsense mediated mRNA decay factor (gene smg7). Lineage: Eukaryota; Metazoa; Chordata; Actinopteri; Clupeiformes; Engraulidae. Gene Ontology annotation, cellular component: telomerase holoenzyme complex. The record is from RefSeq and is a predicted model, not a curated record. Bases 35 to 3721 code for a protein of 1228 amino acids. Gene Ontology annotation, biological process: nuclear-transcribed mRNA catabolic process, nonsense-mediated decay. Gene Ontology annotation, molecular function: protein binding; telomeric repeat DNA binding; telomerase RNA binding. The transcript is spliced from 24 exons.